AUUUUUUAAGGUGUUGGCUCCGAGUUGAUCUAGUUAAGCUAUCCGUUUCAGUGUUGGCUUUUCACUCUAUAUAGGAGAAAAUGAAUUUAUCAGGAAACUUAAUUUGUUUAAUUAUAUCACCAGCAUAAAUGAACAAAAAGAUCAUUCAGUAUUUAAGGGGUUGGUAUUAUUAGUCCACGUCACAUUAAUUCAUAAAUAGUAAAAGACCAACUAAAAAAAAAAUCUUGAUAGACUAUAAAACUGAUGAAAAUAAUUGAGAUUAUACACAUGAGGAUGAUGUGUUGUAAGCUGUAUAUAUAUAGCAAUGAUUAGUAUAUGGUUAAGAUUGAAAAUAAGUUUAAGCUAAUAUAUUGUAUUUUAAAGUUAAUAUAUUGUAUAUUUUAAUCAUUUUUUUUCUAAAUUCGUUUUAAUCUUUUUAUUAUAUAUCUAGAUACAUUCACAAAAAAUAAUCAAAUAAAAUUGCAUUAAAUCGAAAUGAACAACAUUGAGUUGUAGUUGUAAACAUUUAUUAGUAAAUUUUGGUGUGAUUAUAAAUUUUAUCGUUUUCUUUAUGAAUAAAUGAACAUUAUUAAUUAUGUGUUUUCUAAACAGUAUUUAUUUACAUGAAUUAAAAGGAGCUGUGUUUUGGAAUGAUUAGGCCUGGGCUUUACGCAUUUGACAUCAGCCCGUUAAAAAUGCAGCCCACAUGCUAAAACGAUACCUGAAGAAACGCGGCAACGACUCCGGCGAAUCCUCAAAUCCCUAGAGAGAUCCUCUGGAUUCCCAAUUUCCUUCACCACCACCCUCCUCGUCGGGAAUCCAUGCAAGUUUGAGAUCCUCACCUUAUUCCACCAUCUCCAGGUUAGCCUAUCACUUUCGCUUUUUCAGCAUCCGAUCACUUUCGAUUUCGAGUGAAACAAAGUGAUUACGCGUCACUGGUUUGGUGUCUUUGUAUUUGAACUCGCAGAUACUGAUGGAUACUGAGCCUGUUCCACCAAAGCAAAAGCGACUGUCAAGAAAGAGAUGGACACCGUCACUCGACAAGGUCUUAGCUGAUCUUGUCGUUAAACAGAUCCAGCUAGGAAACAGACAGAACAACGUUUUCGACAGGAAGACAUGGCUCAACAUACGGACCGAGUUCAACCACCAGACAGGACUCAACUACAACAACAAUCAGCUUAGGAAACAUCUUAAUGUUCUGAGACAGCGUUAUGAUUCGGUUAAAUCUUCUCAGCUUCAUAACCAGCUUGUUUUGGAGGAUACAGGAUGUAUCUUGGGGUUGGACUUGUGGGAAGAUUUUGAUGUGCAGCCUAGGAGUGAACCGGUUAAAGUUAAGGACUGUCCCAUCUAUGAGCAGCUUUGUACUAUAUAUGGUGAUGUUUCCUCUGAGGGGAUGUAUGCUCAGUCAAGUCAUUUUGAAGGUUUAGAAGAAUCAAUGCCAAAUCAUACCUCAGAGAGUUUACCACCAACGCCAAAUGUGGAGAGAAAGAGGAAGAGAGAAGCAGAUACCAAGACUUCUCAUGUGUCCCCAAGCCAGAUUGAUCCAGCAGUAAUGGAAACUAUGGCAGGUACUUUGUCGGAUAUGAUGACUAGUUUGAGGUCAAGGAUGAGUGGUUUGGAGACGGAAGAAGAAGAUGAUAGGUUUAGUAUCGCGAACUGCAUCAAUGCGCUUGACGAGAUUGAGAAUGUGGAUGAAGGUGUUUACUUUGCAGCUUUAGAUCUUUUUGAGAGUCCUGGUCUUAGAGAGACCUUUAUGUCUCUUAAAGCUAACAAGUUACGCUUGACAUGGUUGCAAGUUAAGUGUAGGAACAAGCUGACGCCGUCAGUUGCACAGCUAGGUUGACUUCUAGCUAUAUAUAUAGCUCAUUGUUGCUACCAUUAGAUCUGGUCUUUUGUAGAUUUUUUUUUGGUUGCUGAUGAUGACAAAUAGUUGAGGAGGAAAAUAGUAUCAGCUGUAAGUUGAAGGUACAAGUUGGUCUAUCAUGUUAUCUUUCAA
This is a messenger RNA of Brassica rapa (field mustard), 1975 nucleotides long. Its product is annotated as L10-interacting MYB domain-containing protein. NCBI's taxonomy places the organism in Eukaryota, Viridiplantae, Streptophyta, Magnoliopsida, Brassicales, Brassicaceae. The record is from RefSeq and is a predicted model, not a curated record.